CUAAGAUGCCAAACCCACCCACACAGAACCUACCCCAUCGCCUCCCUCGGCCAUGCAGCCUGGAUCCUCCGCCACUAUGGCUACCGCGCGACCUUCAUCUGGGGGCUCUUUCUCUAUGGCCUCGGCGCCCUCCUUUGCAUCCCCGCUACAAUCGCCCACUCCUUGGCCGGCUUCUGCAUCUUCAUCUUCAUCAUCGGCAACGGCCUCGGCUCCCUAGAGACCGCCGCAGACCCUUACAUAACCGUCUGUGGCCCCCCAAAACACGCCGAACUGCGCAUCAACCUAGCCCAAGCCUUCAGCGGCAUAGGCGGCAUCGUCGCCCCCCUUUUAGGUUCAUUCGUCUUUUUCGGCUUCGACAACGAGGAGAAAGCGCUUCAGAAUGUCCAGUGGGUGUACAUGUCCAUCGCCAUCUUUGUCUUCAUCCUUGCGGGUGUUUUUAUCCUGGCGGAGAUACCCGAGAUGGCCGACGCGGACAUGGCGCUGCAGGAGGAGGAGGCUGCGAAGAAGGGCAGGGUGUUGGGGACGGAGGCGUAUCAAGUUUAUGUUGAGGAGCAACCACAUGCUAUUGGGCCAGUAGCAAAGGAGUUGCCCUUCAGAAAGCAGUACAGGCUUUUUCAUGCGGCGUUUGCCGAGUUUUGUUAUACUGGGGCGCAGGUUGCUGUUGCGAGACCAGACACCGACUCGGCCACCGCGGCGAGGCUUCUUGCCGGAGCUGAAGGCGCGUUUGCUGUUGGGAGGUUUGCAGGGGUGGGGAUCAUGACUUGUGUGAAGGCGAGGAAAGUCUUUUUGGGGUUUGUGACCAGGUGUUGGGAUUUGACCGCUCCGGCGAUCACGCAGAGGGGAAACGUGGGGAUGAGUAUGUCGUUUGUUGUUUUGUUCUUUGAGAGUAUUUGGUUUCCUACGAUUGUGGCUUUGGGGAUGAGGGGGUUGGGGAGGCAUACCAAACGAGGGGCGGGGAUCAUUACUGGGGUUUUCGGGGGUGCGGUGGUGCCGCCUUUGUUGGCUGCUGUGGCGGAUAGUGACGGGGGGAGGAUGGGGACGGCGUUGGGCAUGCGGUGCCGAUGGUUUUCUUUUUGGCAAGUUGGACGUAUGCGUUGGCGGUGA
Podospora anserina S mat+ is the source of this 1104-nucleotide messenger RNA. RefSeq lists its product as uncharacterized. The record is from RefSeq and is a predicted model, not a curated record. Lineage: Eukaryota; Fungi; Ascomycota; Sordariomycetes; Sordariales; Podosporaceae. The transcript is spliced from 3 exons. Gene Ontology annotation, biological process: transmembrane transport. Gene Ontology annotation, molecular function: transmembrane transporter activity. The annotation marks the transcript as partial.